Drechmeria coniospora is the source of this 909-nucleotide messenger RNA. Its product is annotated as SUR7 protein. NCBI's taxonomy places the organism in Eukaryota, Fungi, Ascomycota, Sordariomycetes, Hypocreales, Ophiocordycipitaceae. Gene Ontology annotation, cellular component: plasma membrane; cell cortex of cell tip. Gene Ontology annotation, biological process: fungal-type cell wall organization. The transcript is spliced from 3 exons. The coding region runs from base 1 to 909 and encodes 302 amino acids. The record is from RefSeq and is a predicted model, not a curated record.
AUGGCGAAGCUAACCCGUAUCGCCAUCCUCGUGCCUCUGGUGCUGGCGCUCGUCAGCUUCGUCCUGACGUCGCUGACGCUCUUUGCCGGCCGCAAGCAGGGCUUCAUGGAAGACUACGACGUCGUCAGGCUCAACACGUCCAUGCUCGGGCACAACUUGAUCGACAAGGUCGCGUCAAAAGACAGCACCGACAGCUCCGGCGGCGCCCUCAGCGGCAUCAAGAACUUUUUGAACAGCGCCAAGGAUGAGGUCAAGGACAAGGUCAACGACAUCACGAACGAAAUUGCCGGCAAGUUGACCAGCAAGUUGGGCGUGUCGCAGUGGUACUCGCUGCACGUCAUGAACUCGUGCGAGGGCAACUGGACCCCGGAUCCGACGGCCCCGGAUCCGUCGCUCGAAGUUACCAAAUGCUCGGGCACGUCGCUGCAGAACCGACUCAACCUCACCGAGCUUCUCGACAGCGAGCUCAAGGUUGGCUCGCUGAAGCUCAGCCUCGGCGACCUCAACUGGCAGGACAGCAUCCAAGACAAGCUCGACAUCAUCAACGACGCGCUGUACGCCAUCUUCAUCGUCUACGUCCUCGCCAUGGGCCUCAGCGGCCUCUCCUUCCUCCUCCACAUCGCCGGCUUCCUCUUGCCCGACAGGACCAUCAUUGUGCUGGUCAACUUUGCCGUCGCCUCGCUCGCCGCCCUGGCCUGCGUCAUCGGCAGCAUCCUCGUCUCCGUCUUGGGAAGCAAGGGCGUCGACAAGCUCAACGAAAAGGGACAAAAUGUUGGCCUGUCCGCCACUCGCGGCAAAAAGUUUUUCAUCCUCAGCUGGAUCGCCACCGUCUUCAUGAUGUUCAUCUCCGUCUUUUGGCUGGUCCAUCUUGUGUUUCAGCGUCGCCAGAAGCGAACGGCGACGAAAUAA